GUCCAGUAACACUUACAUGUUUGCCUGAAUACAUGAAGGCAGUUAUUGGCAGAGAAUAUCUCACUUCAAAAGGCUGCUCUGAGUGUAAUCUGUACUUGAGUGACCAAGCCUGCAAACCUGAGAUUACAAGAGAUGAAUUUAUAUUCUAUAUACCAUAUGAUGGUUGUGGGACAAGACGGGAGAACAAUGGAGGGGUUAGCAGUUUCUCCAAUACUGUCAGCAGCCGUGGAACUGGUGUAAAUCCUCAGUUUAUCUUCAUCUGCAAAAUGGAGCCAAGAGCCAUGAAGGAACUGACGCACAACAUAGAUGAAAUGGAAUCCACGGAAGAAGGCCGAAAGCAAAGUGGAUUAUUCCAUAUGAAAUUUUUAUUUUAUGACUCACCUUCCUUCGCACGCCAAGUAGUUUCCAUGCCCUACUUUUUGAAGAUGAACCGGGACAAAAACUUUGAAGUCGAAAUCUCUAACUGUAAUCGGAGGCAAAUAUUCUUCGUAGACACCUGUUUGGCAUCACCUAGCCCUCAUGACUUCACAACUACAACACAUACUCUAAUACAGAACGGGUGUGUUAAAGAUUAUACCUAUACGGGUUCUUAUAGACAGAGGGUCACCCGCUUCAGCUUUAAACCCAACUUCAAAUGGUCAACAGUUUAUCUACAGUGCAAAAUUGUGGUGUGCAAUGCAUAUGACUCUAGAUCUCGAUGUUACCAAGGCUGCAGGCCCAGGCGUAAGAGAGAAAUAAGCUCUGGUCAAGAACACAUGCAAGUUAUUGGGCCAUUUAAGCUUCAUUAAGUAGUGUCACCUAGCAAUGAGGAUACUUUCAUAAUGACUCCGUUUGUGGCAUCAUCUUGAAGUAAUUCAUCACUGUAGACAGUUCCAUAGAGAAGCUGGCAUUUCAGAUGCCAGAAUACAUGCUUUGAUCUGCCUUUGUAACUCCGAUCAUCUGGUAUCUUUGUAGUCAAGAUGAAAGAUCUGUAAAACCUUUGGCUUCAAGUCACCACAAUUAGUUGGCUCACUGACUUAGCAAAACAAAUAAAGCUAGCUGU
This is a messenger RNA of Lacerta agilis (Sand lizard), 1042 nucleotides long. Its product is annotated as deleted in malignant brain tumors 1 protein-like. Lineage: Eukaryota; Metazoa; Chordata; Lepidosauria; Squamata; Lacertidae. The transcript has 3 exons. The record is from RefSeq and is a predicted model, not a curated record. Gene Ontology annotation, cellular component: cell surface. Bases 33 to 788 code for a protein of 251 amino acids.